ACACAACUGAAACGAAACGAGUGUGCGUAGAAACCUAAAACAUACAACACGGUCUCCGUGUCUCUCACAUCAACACAUGUGCCCCACCAACACCAAUGGCCGGAGCUCCGGUUCCAAUUCAAGAUCCGGCGAUUCCUCCAACUGGAUCUCCGACGCAAUCAACGGCGGAUCUCUGCGCCACGUCGACCUAAACACCGGAACCAAUGGCUGGGCCUCGCCGCCCGGCGACCUCUUCCACCUCCGCUCGAAGAGCUACUUAACAAAACGGCAAAAGUCUCCCGCCGGCGACUAUCUCCUUUCUCCGGCAGGCAUGGACUGGCUGAAGUCCACCGCCAAACUCGACAACGUACUCGGUCGCGCCGAUAAUCGCGUGUCGCAGGCGCUUCGGAGAGCACAAUCACAGGGCAAGUCAAUGAAGAGCUUCAUCUUCGCCGUGAACCUUCAGGUUCCCGGAAAGGACCACCACAGUGCGGUGUUCUACUUCGCCACAGAGGAACCGGUCCCGGCCGGUUCGCUCCUGGGGCGGUUCAUCGAUGGCGAUGACGGUUUCAGGAACCAGCGGUUCAAGCUGGUGAACCGGAUCGUGAAGGGACCGUGGAUUGUGAAGAAGGCGGUGGGGAAUUACAGCGCGUGCUUGUUGGGGAAGGCGCUGACGUGUCACUAUCACAGGGGUCCGAACUAUUUUGAGAUUGAUGUUGACAUUGGAAGCAGCGCCAUCGCCAACGCUAUAUUGCACCUCGCAUUGGGAUAUGUGACCACCGUUACCAUCGAUAUGGGGUUUGUGGUCGAGGCCCACACGGAGGACGAGUUGCCGGAGAGAUUGAUAGGAGCUGUUAGAGUCUCUCAGAUGGAGAUGUCCUCCGCCACCUUCGUCGAUGUCCCCAACGCGCCGCCUGUGCCGCGUGGGAUUGGAUUAACCAAGGUGAAUCACCAUAAUAAAUCUUAGUGGUUGGUCAACAAGUAUAAACCAUUUUAUUUUUUUAUUUUUUAAAUUCUCAGUAACUGCUUAACAUCUUUCUGGGUACUCGGUGUAAUUUUAGGCCCUUUUUUUGGGGAUUGGUGAAAACUGAAAAGAGAGUAAUAUUUAUUCGCUGAAUUUGCUUCCAUUGGAACUUUUUAUUUUUAUUUUUAUUAAUUCCCUGUUAUAUUUUGAUGAAUGAAGUAAGGUACAAAGUAAAAUUGUAAUAGGAGAGGAAUUUUAUGCCCUUUUUCC
Gastrolobium bilobum is the source of this 1213-nucleotide messenger RNA. RefSeq names its product protein ENHANCED DISEASE RESISTANCE 2-like. Bases 77 to 946 code for a protein of 289 amino acids. NCBI's taxonomy places the organism in Eukaryota, Viridiplantae, Streptophyta, Magnoliopsida, Fabales, Fabaceae. The transcript has a single exon. The record is from RefSeq and is a predicted model, not a curated record.